Trypanosoma cruzi is the source of this 1169-nucleotide messenger RNA. RefSeq names its product multidrug resistance protein E, putative. Gene Ontology annotation, biological process: transmembrane transport. The annotation marks the transcript as partial. NCBI's taxonomy places the organism in Eukaryota, Euglenozoa, Kinetoplastea, Trypanosomatida, Trypanosomatidae. The transcript has a single exon. Gene Ontology annotation, cellular component: membrane. Gene Ontology annotation, molecular function: ATP hydrolysis activity; ATPase-coupled transmembrane transporter activity; ATP binding. The record is from RefSeq and is a predicted model, not a curated record.
UUGGUUUACUUGCGUUGAGCCUCACCAUGGCAGUAAGCAUCAACUCCCAGCUUAAAUAUGUGGUGAAUCAGGCAGCCUCCGUGGAGGCAGACAUGAACUGUGUCGAACGUGUGCAACACUACACGUCGAACAUUGAGCAUGAGGACCUCAUGGAGGAGAUUGAUGAGGCCAUUCGGGCGCUGGAAAAAAAUGAUAAAAAGCGGAGGGAGCGGAAGGGGGAUCCCAUAACCCCAGCAGGUAUUACCCACGACGACGAUGACACGAGUACCGCAACGGUUUCCGUACCGCUGCUAGAAGAAAGCCAUGCCAGCGAUGCCUCACCUGAGUUGUCCUACUCUCCUGCUGACAACAACAACCACAACGAUGAUAAUGGCAGGAGGGAAAAUGUGGCGGCGGGGUCUUUGGAGUUCCGUGAUGUGACGAUGCGGUACCGCGCGGGUUUACCACAUGUGUUGUGCGGCUUGACCUUCACAAUACCCGCCGGACAGAAGGUCGGUGUUAUCGGCCGCACGGGAAGUGGCAAGUCAUCGUUGCUUCUGACGCUUCUCCGCGUGGUGGAUAUUGAGGAUGGGCAGAUUGUUCUUUCGGGGCGUCCUAUUCGUUCCUACAGCCUGCGUGCGCUGCGCCAACUCUUUUCGAUGAUUCCACAGGACCCAUUGCUGUUUAACGGUAAGGUGCGUGAAAACCUCGAUCCACUCAACGUCUGCAGCGACGCGCAAGUGCGUGAGGCGAUACGGCUUGUAGGCAUGGAGGACCGACUUGCCGCGGAGACGGAUCCGCUGCAGUGCCCUGUGGAGGAGGGGGGCGCAAACUUUAGUGUUGGCCAGCGGCAGUUGCUUUGCAUGGCACGGACCCUACUGCGGCGGGGUUGCAGUUUUAUUCUGAUGGAUGAGGCUACCGCCAAUGUUGACCCCACGCUUGACAAACAGAUUCAACAUGUCGUCACCCAUGUCUUUGCGGGGCACACUGUCAUUACAAUUGCCCACCGCCUGCACACGCUUGCCACGUACGACGUGAUUCUGAUGAUGGAGGAAGGCCGCGUGGUGGAGAUGGGGUCGCCGUAUGAUCUUGUGCGCUCUGCAGACACACGGUUUGCUCAGAUGGUGAGGUCUCUUGGUGAGUCCGCCAUGCAGGAAUUCAUGGCGUCUACGCAAGCACCCACACGCUGA